AUGUCCGAGUCCUCCCUCAAGCUCGUCGAGCCAACGGUCCGCGCCAAGGCCAAGCUCACCAUUGACAGAAUGCAGCAAGAGAUGCGGAAGAGAGGCGUGGCAGAUAUCUACAAAUGGUGCUUGUUCUAUACGACCGAUGUCAUCGGAGAGCUGAGCUUUGGUGAAUCAUUCCGGAUGCUCGAGAUCGGCCAGAAGAAUACCUAUGUGGAAGACCUUGAGAACGUCUCUAGGCGAGGCGGAAUCCGGGCAGGACUUCCGGAGUUGGCUUUCAUCGCCAGAUACAUCCCGCUGCCCUUCAUGAGCUCGGCUGUCGAAUCAGGCAAGAGGUUCCACCAGUACUCGACAGAGUCGAUCCAGCGAUACAAGCGCCUCGUGGCCGCGGACCCCAACACGCCCGCGACCCUGUUCUCGAAGCUGUUCCGGGCCGGUGAGGAGGGCAUGUCCGACGAGGAGAUCAUCUCCACGGGCCAGGGGUACAUCGUCGCCGGGUCCGACACGACGUCCAACACGCUGACGUACCUGCUCUGGACCGUCUGCCGCAGUCCGCAGACCAAGGCGGCGCUGCUCGCGGAGCUGGCCACCCUGCCGGCGGACUUUGGCGCCGACGCCCUCAGGGAGCUGCCCUACCUCAACCAGGUCAUCGAGGAGACGCUGCGCCUGUACUCGCAGGUGCCCGGCGGCCUGCCGCGCGUCGUGCCGCCCGGCGGCGCGUACAUGGCGGGCCACUGGGUGCCGCCCGGCACGACGGUCAGCGCGCAGGCGUACACCGUGCACCGGAAUCCGGGCGUGUUCCCGCGCCCGGAGGUGUUUGAGCCGUCGCGGUGGGCGGCGCCUACCAAGGCGAUGACUGAUUCGUUUGUCCCCUUUGGGGGUGGAUCUCGCAUUUGUAUUGGCCUGCAUCUCGCCCGUAUGGAGCUGCGACUCGGCACGGCUCUCUUCUUUCUCCGCUUUCCCAACGCCAGAGUGUCGACCAAGGAGGGCAUGUCGGACGGCGACAUGGAGACCAUUCUCUACUUCCUCAUGGCACCCAAAGGAAACCGAUGUCUGUUGGAGCUCGAAUAA
Molecule: messenger RNA, 1062 nt
Organism: Thyridium curvatum
Lineage: Eukaryota; Fungi; Ascomycota; Sordariomycetes; Thyridiales; Thyridiaceae
Exons: 3
Coding region: 1-1062 (353 amino acids)
Molecular function (GO): iron ion binding; heme binding; oxidoreductase activity, acting on paired donors, with incorporation or reduction of molecular oxygen
Source: RefSeq, a predicted model, not a curated record